AUGAUAGAAAAAAUGAUGAAACUACAAGAAAUGACAAACAAAAAUCAUGAGGCCUCCAUAAAGAACCUAGAGAGACAGAUCGGGCAAAUCUCCAAGCAAUUGAUUAUUGAGAGACCUUCAAGCUCACUACCUAGUGACACAAUCCCAAAUCCUAAGGAGGAGUGCAAGGCAAUACAAUUGAGAAGUGGGAGAAUAUUGAUGAGCAACAAUGAUACUCCAAGGAAACAAAAGGAGAUCAUCAAGGAACCAACAGAGGAAGAUGAGCAAACAAAAGCAGAUCAAGCUGAAGAACACGUUGUGAUGCCAACCAAAAACAAUGAGAAACUCAAAGAACAGGGGAACCAGCCACAUAGCUCAAAAGAAAAGACUCAAGGGAAGCAGCAGGUCGAAAAGCAUCCCACACCUCCACUACCAUAUCCUCAGAGAUUCAACAAGGAGUUCUUGAAGGACCUUAUCAAUAAGAAGAGAAGUUGGCUUGAGAAGGAAACCAUAUUACUGACAGAGGAAUGCAGAGCAUUGAUUCAAAAAGGGCUGCCUCCCAAGCUUGAGGACCCAGGGAGUUUCUUGUUACCCUGCACCAUUGGGGAAGUGACCAUCACUAAAGCAAUGUGCGAUCUCGGAGCGAGUAUCAAUUUAAUACCAUCCUCCCUGGUGAAGAAGCUGUUUAUAGAAAAGGUCAAACCAGUACAAAUGUCUCUGGAAUUGGUAGAUAAGUCAAUGGUGCAUCCUAGGGGUGUAGUUGAAAAUCUGUUGGUCAAGGUGGACAGCUUUAUAUACCCUGCUGAUUUUGUGGUUCUAGAGUCAGACGGGGAUGAUAGUGAUUCUGUUAUAUUGGGACGACCAUUCUUGGCUACGGCUAGAGCCAUCAUAGACAUAGAGAAAGGGGAGUUAACUCUCAGGAUGCAUGAUCAGAGUGUCAUCCUGAAGGUCUUACCAGAAGCACAGUUUGGUGAAAAGAAGAAAGACUCUAUGGAAAUUGAUGAGGGAGGAUCACAGCUGAAAGAAGAAAAUGACAAGGAAAGUCACAGCAACACCCCAAGGACAAGGAUUGUGCGAAUUAAUGAAAAAGCUCCAGAAGAUAUUGGGAUAUUAGCCACAAAGAAGAGGGGUCCCCAAGAGAAGCCCAUGACCAGAAAAGAAAGAUCAACAAAGGAAGGAUGA
Molecule: messenger RNA, 1161 nt
Organism: Arachis stenosperma
Lineage: Eukaryota; Viridiplantae; Streptophyta; Magnoliopsida; Fabales; Fabaceae
Exons: 2
Coding region: 1-1161 (386 amino acids)
Source: RefSeq, a predicted model, not a curated record